Peniophora sp. CBMAI 1063 is the source of this 843-nucleotide messenger RNA. Lineage: Eukaryota; Fungi; Basidiomycota; Agaricomycetes; Russulales; Peniophoraceae. The record is from the annotation of a GenBank genome assembly.
AUGUCGGAGGUCAUCCCGAUCUCUGGGGCUGCUACAGACAGUACCGCCUUCGUCGAAGAUGAUGAUCACGGCGAGAAUGCUGGAGUCAUCGAUGUUUCUUUGGAGACAGCAGUCGCAGACCGGCUUGCGGCCUUGACCGACGCACUUCUCGGCACACCCAAGGUCGCAGACCAUCUACUCCCACUCGUUAGGAACCACCUGGUCGCUGCUACUGAUGCAGUAGUGCCCAAAUCUCGUGAACAUCUCUCAACUCUUGAAAUAAUCACGGCAUUCACCACACGCGUCCGGGUUCUACUCUCAACACCACCGCCGUUGACUACCUGGCUGAUGGUGCGCGAAUCGAGGCUUAUACUGCUGGAAGACCCCGAAGCGCUGCACAUCUGGCCAAAGCCUACCGCAACACUGCAGAAAUGUGUGCGCGACGUGCUCUCGGACCGCAAUAUCGCUCGUCCGACUUGUGUGCGCGUAUUGAGCGACUCCGCACUGUUGGGCGCGCUCGAGCAGGCGGAUGCGACGGGCGAGGAUUAUGUUGCAAGGCGGAUUGCCGAACACAUACUCAAGGGGGAUAAAGUGUCGCGGAGGGCCGCACGUCUUUAUGCACAGCGCUAUGGCGAUCAGCUGGGAAGAAAUCGGUUCCUGCGCGGCCUGUCGCUGGUGUUGCGGGGAUAUUGGGCGUGGACGUUCAUCCGAUCGGUCGUCCCCAUUGUUAUAGACUUGGGUGUUCUCUUUGGCGUCGUCUCUACUGGCUUACCUGUCAUGUUUGCCGCCCAAACAUGCUUCCGGCGGAUCACUACCGUGGUCAACUUCUCUUUCAAGCACUUCUGCGCGUUUACAGCAUUGUGA